AACAUGGAAUCAAAAUAUCUUUCUUGCUUUUUAAAGUACCGUUUGCAUGUUCCUUAAAAUAACGUGGUGUUGUUUACAAAAGAUUCAAAAUGGGUACCGGCGUGCCUCGAAGAAAAACUUUAAAAUGGAUUCUGUUUUCCUUGUAGCUUACGUUAACGUAGUGGUAAAUAUUGAUGAAUAUAUACACUAUAAAUGUAAUACUUUAUAAUGCCCAAGCAUGUUGUUUACCAGCUUGUUAUUUGUAGUUGUUAAUGUUUUAAUUUUGUUUAAACCGUCGUACUGAAUCUGGUGUAACCUAUAAUUUUAAUUACACUUUUGACUUUCUUAGCCUUCAACUCUCAUACCUUUAAUUUAGCAAGAUAUUAGGCGCUAAAUCUUAAGCUACACCUACCUCCCUUCCCAAUUUUAUUUAAGAAUGCAAUGCAGAUCAUGUCCUAAGAAGCUAGCGCUAGUUAGUAACAAAAUUAAAAAAAAGAUAAAAAAAUUGUUGUGAUGUCAUUUUUGGCUUCCAGCAUGUCAAGUUGAGAACAACUAGGGGAAUGCUGGUGUGAUAUUGUGUUAUUGCAAUAUAUAUUUAGACAAAAAAAACAGCUUAUAACCUAAAACCCUGGGAAUGUUAGUUUAAAGCUUUUAAACACAAAAGAUGAGGAUAGGAGAAAGUAUACAAGCAAAAGAGAGAAAGAUAGUAGUAGAUUUUUAUGGGUUUUGCCUGCCCCUAAUGCCAGAUUGCUAAAUAGAAAACAGUUUUUAAGAAUCCCCUAAUUUAUACCUUUUUAUUUUAAUAAACAAGUUUUUAUAUGGUUUAAAGGUCACAUAAUAGUGUAUUGUAAAUCACAGUAGUUAUAAUUUCCAAUGUUAGAGGAGAAAAAAUAACCAAUAAUUUUAACCUUUAAAAAGCAUGUUGUUUUAUGCCCUUGUAUAGUUUUCCAUUGAUGAUUAAUUUUCUGUUCCUAAAUUUUUAUAGUUUAACUAGCUACAUUACAAAUAUGUAAGUUAUAAUUGUAAAAUUUAUAAAUCACAUUACGGAUAAAAAUGACAAGUCUGUUGCUGCCACUGUCUUCUGCAAGGUCACUAAUCCCACCAACUAUUCUAUUUGGUGUCACACCACACUAUUUUGCUACUGGUGUUGCAGUGCGAAUGUUAAAACCUUUCUUGCCACAGUCAAUUUAUGAGGAAAUUGAUAAUGUUAUGUAUAACAGCUACCAAUCUCUGGUUACCUUUUUCUUCGAGACUUUUAGUGGAACAAAGGUUAUAUUUUAUGGUGACAGAAUUCCAACAGACAUCAAAGAAAAUGUUCUUUAUAUAUGUAAUCACCAGUCUGCAAUUGAUUGGUCGCUUGCAAACUUUGUUGCAAUACGACAAGGUUCAUUGGGUCGCAUACGAUACAUCAUGAAGGAAAUCCUAAAAUAUAUUCCUUUUUUCGGACCAAAUUUUAUGCAGCAUGGUUGUAUAUUUGUUCGAAGAGAUGGUACGAAUCAAGACGCACAGCUUCGCCGGCGCUUAAGAAGAUUCCAAGAUGAUCGAGUGAACGGCUAUUGGUUGGUGAUCUUUCCAGAGGGCACGAGAUUUAGUUCUCAAAAGGCACAUCUGAUCAAAAAGAGCACAAAAAUGGCAAUAGCUAGUGGUGAAGAGCCUUUUGAAAAUGUGCUAUUUCCAAGAACAAAAGCAGUGCAGCUUUCGUUGGAACAACUGACAGACCUGGAUGCAGUUUAUGAUGUUACGAUAGCUUUUAAAACACCUUGGUUACCGGUCCAAGCGAAACAAGAGGGACCAAGUCUUUUCGAGUUUGUCUCCGUGUUCGGACGAGAAGUACACAUGCAUUUCAACAGGAUCCCAUUUAAAGAAAUACCAUCGAAGGCUGAAGAGCAGAAAAAAUGGUUAUAUUCCUUGUUCAGGAAAAAGGAUAAAUUAUUAGAUUAUUUUUACGAUCCUGCAUCAAAUGGAAGAUUCCCUGGUCAAGCAUAUUCAAUACCUUUAAAAUCCAGUCAGACUGUACCAUACGCAUUAUUCUAUACAUCUCUGAUAGCAGCCACGCUUGCGACAGAAAGAGGAAGAAGAAUAUACGCAAAAACUUGGUUAUACGGCCUUGGCAGUAUCCUCUUUAUGCCGCUUUUGUAUCGCUUAGUAUCGUAAAAGCGUGAAUGCAAAUCUAAAGUAGCCUGCAGUUCACAAUGAAACGCUUACAUCUGAGUUACGAGCUUACAACGACGACGAAAGAAACCGGUAGAAGUAUAAAGAAAAGUGCACAUGUGUGUUAUACACUGCUAGAACUUUAUGAAUAAAUUAUUCCUUGUUAGUGUAAAUGUUUAUAUAUAUAAAAAAAGAAAAAUCAGAAUUUUAUAUAUUUUAUACAUCAGUUUUAAUCAAAUAAAUAUUUAUGUAAUAA
This is a messenger RNA of Hydractinia symbiolongicarpus, 2386 nucleotides long. Its product is annotated as 1-acyl-sn-glycerol-3-phosphate acyltransferase epsilon-like. Bases 1033 to 2133 code for a protein of 366 amino acids. The record is from RefSeq and is a predicted model, not a curated record. Gene Ontology annotation, cellular component: endomembrane system. The transcript has 11 exons. NCBI's taxonomy places the organism in Eukaryota, Metazoa, Cnidaria, Hydrozoa, Anthoathecata, Hydractiniidae. Gene Ontology annotation, molecular function: acyltransferase activity.